UAAACGGUUCCGCAAACAGAAACGUGUGUAGCCUUGACACACCUAAGCUAGAUCGAAGGCCACGGCCUGGGCAGUGGGCUGAUCAAGCAAGGAGCUGUCAGCCAUGGGCUAUUGUGAAAUGUCAGAAGUGUAAAAGUAGUUUGCACAGUGAAGGGAAUGUAAUUUUUAAACAUGAGUGAUAGAACAAAACCAGUAUUAUCCCUGGUUUUCGAGUCAGAAGAACAGUUGCAGAAAUCACUGGAAAACAAUGUUGCAAUUAUACAUCGCCAGUGUCGAGAGAUAGAAGAGCUGAAACAUGAAUUGGAUGCUGUUACUACAGAACGUGAUAUGUUGUUAUGUGAAGUUAGCAAAUUAAAAUUCGAAAUGGAGAUAGCAGAUUUGAAGAGACUUCAUGAUGGAUGUUUGGGUGACGUCUUGGAAAGUCAGAGUGUAAUACAACUCCAGAUGAACGGAGAACUUGUUGCUGUGAGAGAUAGCUAUCCCAAAACAUCAGAGCGGUCCCCAUGUGGCCUUGGAAAUUCACAUUUGUCCGGCAGGGGACAGGGACUUCACAAGAAAGGUUCCAUUCGAGAAAGUGGAGAUGUACUCAAAAGAUCUCGAGUCCAAACUGCGUAUGAACUCUCACAAGAUUUGUUAGAAAAACAAAUUGAGAUGCUGGAGCGCAAGUAUGGCGGCGUGAAGGCUCGUAAUGCAGCUCUCACAAUCCAGAGGGCAUUCCGUCGCUACACAUUGCUCAAGAAAUUUGCUGCAAUUACUGCAAUGGCUAAAGCUGAGAAGCGACUCAGCCGGAGAUUACACGCAUCACACGAGGUUUGCGAUCGAUAUGUUGACAGUGAACUGAUUAUCAGAAACAAUUUUGCAGGAUUGUAUCAAGAGUUAUGGCAGAAUUGUUCCCCACAGUCUCAUGUUACUACCCGCCCUCUGCCACUACGCUCCAUGUCGAUGCGAGAACGGCGCAACAUCGACAGUAUCCCUCUACCACGGAGUCAGUCUAGUCGCUGUGAUAUGGCUCAUGUCAGUGUCCAGUUGGAUUACUACACCCCCACAUCACUGGCACCAUGCCCUUCCUAUAAUGGCCCAAAACACUUCUGGGACACAACACACUACUACAUGCCGCAGGAAGCAUUCUCAGAAAGCGGCGAGUUUGGACAUGACACUGCUUUGAAUCGAGAUUCAUCACUACGUCAAACCAUCGCCACAUCACCGCUUCAUCAGAAUCAUGCAUCUUGGAGUAGACAGGAUAGUUGGACACCAAAAUCAGGAACCCCACCACAGCGACCGUGGUGUCAAGGCCAGAAAGUACCACCAGAGGUGCCAAAAAGAACUUCAUCCAUCUCUUCCCGAUCAACUGAAACGAGAUCUUUACGGGCCAACGGGCUGAAUAAGACGAGAGAAAAUGGGAGUUUAUCUAGUGUUCAGUCUUCAGGAAGUGAUAGCAGCCUUUCUACUGACAGAGUUACGUGUGACAAUUUAGAAGACAGUAACCACAGAUGUUCUCCUAUAUGGAAACGUAAAGGCCAGUCAAGCUCACCUGAUCAUCAAGAAGUGUCAUCAGAACCUUCUACUAAAGAACUGAGCCGGUCACAUACAAGUGCAGCUUAUCAGCUUCCACCACAGGAUCAUGUAGAAGCCCAGGGACAGCACACUAUGUUUAAGGUUUCAGAGACGGUGAGGAAACGUCAGUACAGAGUGGGUCUCAAUCUCUUCAAUAAGAAACCAGAAAGGGGAAUUGCCUACCUCAUUCGUCGUGGCUUUCUUGAAAACUCGCCCCAGGGAGUCGCCAGGUUCCUUAUAUCUAGAAAAGGACUGAGUAAGCAGAUGAUUGGGGAAUACUUAGGAAACUUACAGAGUCCUUUCAACAUGGCUGUACUUGAAUGUUUCUCUCAAGAGUUGGACCUGUCAGGAAUGCAGGUGGAUGUAGCACUGCGCAAGUUUCAGACCUACUUUCGAAUGCCAGGGGAGGCACAGAAGAUUGAGAGACUGAUGGAAGUGUUUGGUCAGCGUUAUUGUCAGUGUGAUCGAGAUGUGGUUGCAGGGUUUCGCAGUCCAGACACCGUGUUUGUCCUGGCCUUUGCCAUAAUAAUGCUAAACACAGACCUCCAUACACCAAAUUUAAAACCUGAGAGGCGUAUGAAAUUGGAGGAUUUCAUUAAAAAUCUUCGAGGUAUUGAUGACGGAGCAGAUAUAGACCGUGAUAUACUCGUUGGAAUAUAUGAAAGAAUAAAAGCCAAUGAAUUUAAACCUGGGUCUGAUCAUGUUACUCAAGUUAUGAAGGUUCAAUCAACAAUUGUUGGGAAAAAACCGAACAUGGCACUUCCUCAUCGACGACUGGUAUGCUACUGUCGCCUGUAUGAAAUUCCUGACAUUUAUAAGAAGGAGCGGCCUGGGGUUCAUCAAAGAGAAGUGUUUCUGUUCAAUGAUCUUCUGGUUAUUACAAAAAUCUUAAGCAAAAAGAAAAAUUCUGUAACAUACACAUUUCGGCAGAGCUUUCCUCUUUGUGGGAUGAUAGUCACUCUAUUUGAAGUUCCAUAUUACCAGUAUGGUAUCAGAUUGUCACAACGAGUGGAUAACAAAGUUUUGGUGACAUUUAAUGCACGUAACGAGCACGAUCGUUGUAAAUUUGCCGAAGAUCUGCGAGAAUCAAUCAGUGAAAUGGACGAGAUGGAAAACCUACGCAUCGAUGCUGAACUUGAACGUCAAAAAAGUAGCCGUGGGGGUCGCGGUAGUGCAGAAAACAGAGACAGUGGAGUAGCAGAUGUGGAGGUGUGUCCGUGUGUACAAUCGGGGCUGGGGGGCUGUGACACUGAUGGUUAUCCGGAGGGCGACAGGGAACGUCAUGUACCUGACACUGUGCUCAAGAGAUCUGCUCUCAGCAACUCUCUUCUAGACAUUCAUGAGCAGUGUGAUAAACCACAGCGGAGAGGAAGUAUGGGAUCUCUGGACAGUGGGAUGUCCAUUUCAUUCCAGUCCAUAUCUGCCAGCACUGUUAGUCACGACUCAUCACCUCAGAAUGUACAAUCACUUUCAAAUGCUAAAGGAACCAAGCAGAUGAUUCAUCAGCAGUCCUUCCUUGGAGGUUUGUUUGCCAAGAGAGAACGCAAAGUUUCUCGUGCGGAAGAGCCCAACCCUUUCAGUCGCAGUACAGAUGUAUAGUAAUGCAGACACAUUCACAAAGAGAUGAAUAUUAAUAAAUUUUAAAUUGAAAGUAUCUAAUUUUCUAACAUUUUUUGUCUUCAGUAAAUUUCAACCUUUCUUAACCAUUUCAUGGCUGAUAUUGAGAAAGUCUAAUAUAAUGAGAAGCGAGUCCUGAUAUUACUGGUUCUUUUCACUACAUAUUACCUUAUGUUUGUUGUCUGAUAUUUUUCAUCCCUUUGUUUUAUUGUAUAAUUUGAUAUUUAAAUAAAUUUCCAGUUCUUUGUACAUUAAUACUUAUCUUGUGUGUGUGUGUGUGUGAAGUCACGAAUGAAAUCUAAUUAUUCUUCCAAAAUAUUCAAAGGAGGAUUGUUUGGCAUUUUGACUUAAUUGUUAUUUAUUACACAUGAAAUGUGAGACUGUGUAAAAACCUACUUUUAGUGUUCAAAUGUAAUUAACGAGAAGUUUGCUUACUAAAGCUAUAUUCUAAGUAUCAUGUAACUAAAUAGUAAUUUAAUUAGUUGAACAUAAUAGUAAUGACACCAUAAGAUCUGAUUAACCAGAACCUAAUUCAUUGAAACUAAUAUAUUAAUAACACCUACAUGUACACAAAUAAUAAAGUGCAUUCCUACAUGCAUUUAUAUGAUUUAUCAAUUGAUUUUUGUUUGUUUGCAUGAUUCCUAUUUAAAUGGUACAGUUACAGAAUAACAGAAAAGAAACUUGUUUGGACCAGUGGUAAGUUGCAAGAAUGUGUGUGACUAUUGUAUGUAUGAAAUAUAUUAUAUACAAGCACAAAUGCUCAUAAAUAAGUUUAUUAUGUGAAUAAUUGGCUUAUACUAUUUAAAUAUUUGCAUUGAUAUAAAGUAACCAUUUCCUAGAUAACAUUGCAAACUUCUGAUGCACUUUUCAUUGCAGGGAAAUAUAAUAUGGCUUUAUACAGUGAAAUGCCAGUGCAGUGAACUUUAGCAGAGUUAGAAAUGUAAUUAUAAUGAAAAUUAAUUGAAAGAAAAAUUAGUGAACAUGUUGAAUACAUACAUAAAAUCUAAAAGGAUAAAAGAAGCAGGCAUUGCCACAUAUAAAUAAGGUGUUUUAAGCUCUUAAAAAACUACUUUUAGUCUCAAACCACAAGUCACUGGAUUACACCUUCAGAUGAAAUUCUAACAUCAUCAAUGUGAAAUUGUAGGCUUAGUAUGUGCCCCUGUAUUUGGUGCCUAGUAUUGCCCUGAUAUAUAUAUACACAUAUACCCACAUUUAGUUUGGUUAUUGAUUCUGUACAUUGUUCUGUUUUCAUCUUUUAGUUGCCACUGUUUCAGUUCUGACCCAAAGAUAUUCAGAGGGGGAUGGGCAUGGACUGGAAGGGUAAAAUAAAAAAUGUUCUUUUAAAUAUUUAAAACAAAUUACUUUUGUUUUCUAAUGUAUGCAUUCAAAUAAUCUUGGUACAUAAGUUCCUUAUUCUUUAAGUUAAUAACAGAAAAAUAUUGGUUAUUCUUUGAACUGUGUCACUACUUGAAAUAACCAAUUUUUUUAUCCUUUAGUUUUCUGAAUCAGACUUGAAUUUGAAGAUGGCUGUCUUCUGGGUUCUAUUGCCUUGUAGUCUGGUUGAAGUUUGCCAACGUUUCAGAGGUCCUUGCUGUCACCAUCAUCACGGUGAUCUACUAGCCUACAUGGCACUAGAACUGAGAAGACAGCCAUCUUAAUAUUCACUGCUAUAAGAACUUCAUUUAAAACUUGAAUAUAUGUUGCUGCAAAGGAAUUUAUCUUUCAGUCUACAUUCAAGAUUUGGUUUUAAUGUACACAUUAUUUCAUAUACUUCUCAUUUUCUAGUAACAAUACAUUUUGUGUUAGAAUGUGUAUGUACAUCUGAACAGUGGUAUCUGCCUUGUUAUCAGAACAUUUUCAUACUCUUAUUUCCAGGAAUGCGAAACAGUUUUUAGUUGUUGUUAUAAUUAGAAAAUCUCAAAAAUAUUUUUAGAAUAAAAUUUUCCACAUUGAAUAAUGAUAAUUUACACGUAUUUAUAGCAGAUGUAUGUAUUUCCUGACAGUUUCAGUUACAUUUAAAAAGUGACAUUCAUAGUGGUUAGGAAGAUUAUAAAAAUAUAGUUUCUUUAAUGUUUUCUGUAUCGUUAUAACAUACUGUUAUUUAUUAUCUAGUCUGAAUGACAUGGAAUUUUAAUACUUCUGUUUACAUUUUAGGUAUAUAAUAAUAAAAGAAAUAAUGAUUUAAUGUGUAUAUUAUAUGAUUUAUUAAUCUAAAAACACACUAUACACAAUUGAUUUAAUUUGUAGUCUUUAAUUAAUUUAUAUGCAGAUCUGCAUUUCAGAAAUUGUACACAGUAGAAAUAUUGAAUAACACAAUAUUGAUAAAUGAUUUUCCAUUCCAACAUGGGUUAUCCAUUUGAACAAAAGCAAGAAAUUAGUAUAUGAAAUACAUACCUGUUUGAAGAAGAAAUAUUGACAGGUGUGCUUGGCCUUUCUGUCAUGUGUUACAUCACGCAGAAAGCACACACAAAAGUAAACAGAUCAUUGUAUACCAUGAUAACUGAAUGAGCAUUGAAACAUAAUGUAAGCUUGUAUAUUUUUCCAUGGGUAAGUUUUGUAUGGUAGUAUUUCCAGACCUAUCAUUUCUGCAUUAGCAACUCACUUCCUUUUAUGUUAGCAUUUCACUGUAUGUAUGAAUGUGCAAGGUAUCUUGUGAGGUUGUUCUAGGAAUGCGUUCUAAUGUGACAGGGCUUCAUUGUGUAAGUUGUGGCCUCCUGUUACAAAUUAUAUGUAUCAGUGAGAAACUACAGAUGAUGGCUCAUUUUUUAUAUACUUCAUUUAGUUACCAUAUAUAACGCUUUCAGAUUCCAUUAGCCUCUUAUUACAACACCCAGUACCUUCAACUGCUUUUGGCUUGUUUGGGAAGUAAUCAGCAAACUUUAUACUGGAAGGUCAGCAUAAUCUAGCUGGUGAUUGUAAUUUGUUUGAGGCAGUGGAUUAAUGAAAUCAGUUGUUUAUGUACUAGUAUGUGUAAUUUAUAUGUAUGGAAAAUUUGAGACUGGUAUUUUGUAGCAAGAUUUCUUUCUUAUCCUUUGUAAUUUUUACGCAGGAUAUUGUUAAAUUGUUAAAAUAUUUUUUUUAGCUUCUCAUACCUUUAAUAGAAUACAGCUGUAAAACCUGGAUUGUCUGCACAGUGACUGGAAGAUUGUAUCAUUGACGUGGAAUGCACUGUUUCCUCUCUUUCUAAUAUAAUUAGGUGUGUCCACAUUAUGUAUUUACUGAAACUGAAGUUCCUACCUCACCAAAGGAGGCUGGUGUAUAAAGAAACAUGCAUGUACAGUCCCUUUAAAAUGAAUAUUAAUCAGUGUACUACAUGGAAUUUCAAAAUGAUAAUAAUUGUUACAACAUUUUAUGUCUCACAUUUAUUACUGAAAAUUCUGUUUUAAAUUUUUUGUCAAUGGCAUUUACCUCUCUUGAAAUUGGUUUAAUUAAAGUAGACAUUUGUAACAACAUUGAUGCUACAUGAUCAGUGAAGCAUUAUGCAACCUAACAUACAUGUUAACACUUCCUGUACUGUCAGUGGACUGAUUCAUUUAUGACUUGCAUCUCUUUAACAUAAAAUAGAGUGAAGACUCAACAGAGGACUGUUUGAUUGAAAGAAAAAGUCUAAUAUUCAUUCUUUUGAUGAUAUGUCUGUGGUGCAUGAUGGUGUGUCAGUACUUUGCUUGAACCGUUUUAUCGAGUGCUGCACCUUCUUAGCAUAAUGCAGACAAAAUAAUUUAAAAUAUCACUGUUCAUUUGCAAGAAAAGAAUUAGAAUUUAUUUAAUAAUAUGUUAGUAUGGCUGCAUGUUGGUAAUAUUCAUUAACCAUUUCAUUGUGUGGUGUGCAUCUCUUUAACGUAAAUAUAAUAAAGAAACUUAGCAGAGGGCUGUUCACAUGCAAGAAGAAACAGCAUUGCAAGGAUUAAAGGAAUGGAAACCACAUCAGUUAUAAUGGCUCAGAAGCACUGAAAAGUGAUGUAUACAUAACCUGUGGAUUUAUUACAAAUUAUCACAAAUUUUGGUGUCAUACUUUCUCUUAAUAGGUUCUUCCGUAUUGUCACUUGCUCCUUUUCACCUCAAUUUAAACCUGAUUACUUUACUUUUGAGUCCAUCUGCAUUCUAAAUCUGAGCUCUGAUAAACAUGCUGCAUUUGUAAGUGUGUAAUGUAUCACUCUUCAUCAUCUUUACGCUUGGUGAUUCACCAGUCCUUGUGAUCCAGCUCCUCAGGUUGUAUUUUUUGUUGAGUUUGCACCUCAGUUGGAUACUAUAUUGACGCCCGUCAAUAUGAUUGACCUGACUCAGCCUUGUCACACAGCAGCCCAUGUCAACUGUGAUGUUGGUUGCUAUUCCAAGCUGGAUAUUCUUCACCACAGAAACCACAUGUUCAUUCAAUCACUGCCAGCUUGUUCACCUCCAUCAUUUAGGUAUGGAAUCAAAUCCGUUCUAGUCUUCCUUGUCUUGAACAUACUCAUGGUGCAGAAACACACCUGCACUCUACUAUAUCUGUAAUUUAACUUCCCAUUUAUCUUGCUGGUAUAAUUACUGUUUGGCUUAACAUUUGUGGCACCAGAGUUUCAACAGUUUGAAGAUGGCUGUAUUCUGGGUUGUUGUGACAUGUAGUCUGGUAGGAGUUUACUGAUAUUUCAGAGUAUUUUUAUUUUAUUAAAUAUAUUGGAAACUUUAAUUGUGUUUAUAUGGUCAAUAUUCAUAGUAAUAUUAAUAAUACUGGUAUACAUUUCAUAUUGGUAACUAAAAUGCUCGAAGGGAACUAAGUUGUUUUUAAAUUACGUUUAAAUUAAUUGUUUAUUACGUUCUGUUAUUUUAGUGUUUUUUAACAUUUCAUUUGUUCAAUAUGAUGUGUAUUUUCAAAGAAUUUUUGAAUUUGAAUAAUCAUGUGCCUGUAGUUUAAUUAUACCUCUGAGGCAUCUACAUGAUUAACAGUUUCUUUUACAAACUCUUUAAAAAAUCUAAUAAAUUUAAAAGAUUUUACAUAAAUAAUCCAGAGAGGAAUGUGUCUAUUCUAAACUAUGUCUUAGAACAGUUGUCUAUAGGGCCCUAUGAGUACAUUAUAUGGUCUGUAUUAGGCCUAAAAAUUAAAUAUUGAACGUUUUGCAUGAAGUGUGUAACAUUUAUCCUUUUUAAAGGCUAAUAAUUAGUGUAAAAUACUAAUAUUUACCAGUGCAUCCAAAUAACUGGCAUUUUGAGUUUAUAAGCCAGGAAAAUUAUAAUUUAAAUCUUGAAGUAGGCCUAUAGGUGUUUCAGAGAGAUAAUCUGAUGUGUCAAAACAAUGUAGUCAGUGUGAGAACCAUGUGAUCAUUUAAUACACCAGGUUUAAUUGGUACAUUAUCACAUUUCACUCAGUGAAAAAUUAAGAAUUGAAUAUUUCUACUCUGUUAUGAAAUGGGUGUUUUGAAUAUAAGAUACACUUUAUAGGAGGACUUACAUAAUCAUUAUGAUUUCAAUAACAUUCAUUUUGAAUUGCUAAUAUUUUUGUUAUAUAGGUUUAAAGGUAUGCCUUUUAGACGUGUUUGUGUUUACUAGUUCCAAAUAACAUCAUAUUUGCACAUUGAUUAUACCCACAUAUGGUACUAUUCAUUGUCAAUGGGCAUUAUGGUGCAUGUGAAAUUCCCAUUACACUUCUGCAAAUUUACAUCAUCGUAAAAUGUUUCUUCUAAAUAAUUACUGUGUUCUUUUUCAGUUUUAGGAAUGUUUGUCUAUCUUAAGAAAAACGUGGUGCAUCCUCCUUUCUAUAAUUUUCUUGAAAGAAAAGUUUUGCAUUACUAAUUGAAAGGAAUAGCAGUAGAUGAUAUCUGGUUAAUUUUGUUUUUCAGAAAAUUAUGCCAGGGUCAUAUAAGAGCAUUAUUUCAGAGAAAAGCAGGUAGGAAGCCUUGUAAAUUAAUUGCAUGUGCAGUGUACUGUUGCAUUCCAGAAGGAAUGCUAAUGAAUUACCCAUGCACAGCGUUGUUCACACCAAUUAUGCCUGGCCCAUUAUUUAGGUAACCAGUUAUCAUGAAGGAAGUGAAUUACUGCCAUGGACUGAAGGUAGAUCUUCCGCAGCAGUUAAGCUCGUUUUCAUUCCAAUAACAGAUGUGCAUUUAACUCAUUUUUAGUGUAAUUUAUUGAGUAUAAUUUUUGCCCUUUUUAUAGGCUGGAAUGUGUAAAGUUAAAUUUCAUAGAUUUGUUUUUCUAUAAAGGAUUAAAAUGACCUGUUUAAAGCAAUCAGUUCCUUUUUUAGCGUGCUUUAAUCAUAACUGCUUCAUACAAUCCUACAGAAUUCUUUAUUAUGUAAACAGUUGUUUGUAAAAUUCUUGUUUGUUUCAUGAGCUCCAAAGUUUAUGAAAGUGUUUAAUUUUUGGCAAACAAAAUUUAUUCUUUAAAACAUAUUCCUCAUCAUUUUUUAAACAUUAAUAAAUUACAAAAAUAAUUUCAUGGUCACAUUUAAAACAUAAUUAAAAUAUUUGCAGUUUUUGUGUGAGAUAAAGGUUGGAAAAUACAGGUAUGUCAAGAGGUUAUAUAAUAUUCAUGAAGUGAAUAAUCUGUCUGCUCAGUCAUUAUGAUGGUCAGAAUUUUUGGUUCAUAUGUUGUAAAAUGUAUAAACCACAUUUCACACAGAUGUAAUUUAUUUGUUACCUUGAGUAAAUUUUUAUCACGAGUAAGAUUUUAUACUUGAAUGAUACAGAGCUACACCGAGGUUGCUGAAACAUUCUGUACGGGACCAGAUCUAUGUGAAUAGAUCCCAAAACCUAUUUUACACAUGCUUAUUUAAUGACUGUCUUUCAUUCAUAUGUCAUAAAUAUAAAUGUCAUUUGAUUUUUGCAUAUGUACUGGCUGUCUUCCUUUACAAACAAUUACAGAUAUAUUGUGAACAUGCAACAUGUCAUAUAGUCUGAACAGUUAGUAAGAAGGAAAUGUUGAUUUAGUCUGACUAGUAUUCUGCUGAAGUCAAAUAAAAUUUUGAUAAAUUCUCUUUGUAAAAUUCAGCAACUUCACUAAGGAAACCGUGUGUGUAAUUUCAGACAGGGAUAAGAUCUCCUACUAGUAUAAAUAAAUAUACAGUUGAAAUAACAAAUGUAGGAAAUUGAGAUUUAAUAAUUGAAAUAGUUCAUACAUGUUUGCAUUAAAUUUAAUAUACAUGUGUGAACGCAUUAAAAGAUGGAAAAAUGCAUCAUGUAAGAGUAACAAUUUGAGUGCAGCUUCACAAACAAAGCAAAUCUUUUUUAAUGAAAGCACAGUAGUAUGUGGUUCUGUUUACAUCUAUAUGUUUAAAUUUGUAACUCAUCACAUCUGAGUGUUAUAUUUAAAGAUGAAACUUCAACAUAAUAUUUUGAUAUGAUUUAUGUAAUUUUAGAAAAGUAAAUGUGCAGUUAUCAGAUAUUUUAUCUUUCUGGUACCUUACCACAUAAAUGAAGUCAUGCAGGUGUGUCACAAUUUAUAUGGUAUAUGGUUAAAUUUAAUUUUUUGCUUCAUACCUUACAUUUUUGUUUUCUUUGCACAACAAAUUUCUGCGAUUCUUAUACAAAGGUUUAUAAUAUGUGGAAUGAUAAUUUUGUUGAAUGCAUGUGUAAACAUCCCUUAUAAUGUAGGUGAACAAUGAGAUUCUGGUUAUGGAAGCAUAUAGAAAUGUUCAUUUUGAGUGCUGACUAUAAACAAAAUGAUCUUACCUAGUCAUAAAUGAAUAAUGAUGCUAAUAAACUAUGUCAUGUAAAUGUU
Zootermopsis nevadensis is the source of this 10863-nucleotide messenger RNA. The record is from RefSeq and is a predicted model, not a curated record. Lineage: Eukaryota; Metazoa; Arthropoda; Insecta; Blattodea; Termopsidae.